Dendrobium catenatum is the source of this 1455-nucleotide messenger RNA. Its product is annotated as probable E3 ubiquitin-protein ligase RHY1A. The coding region runs from base 168 to 1082 and encodes 304 amino acids. The transcript is spliced from 4 exons. The record is from RefSeq and is a predicted model, not a curated record. Lineage: Eukaryota; Viridiplantae; Streptophyta; Magnoliopsida; Asparagales; Orchidaceae.
AUCGUAAAAGAGGGAGAAAUUACGAAGCAUGGAGCCUUAUCAGCCCAAAUUUCCCAACAGUUUCUUCUCUUCCACAUGACUCUUGACUUCAGAUCUGUUACCCGUUAAAAGGAUUGACGCCACGCAUUCUCUGCACGCCGUCGCCGGAGUUAAGGUCAGGGCUUCGCAUGACGAGUGCUUCUGAGCUUUUCUAUAACCGAAGGUCUCGCGCUAGCCGUAGCGCGGAGACGAGGCUGGGCCUCGACGGUUUUUCCUCGGACCGAGAUCGGCUUCCGAUUCGCCGCUCUUUCCUACGCCGCCGACGCAACCAUUUCGCUAACGGACAGGACAUGGAGCCCUCGGUUCGACCUCGAGCAUUUUUGCGAUCGGUACAGGAACCACGUCAUUCAAAUGACAGCAAUUUUGGUGAUUCAGGCACGACCAAUAGCAUCAAUACUGAUAGGAUCAAUAGGCUAUUGUCCGCAAGCAACGGACAGUUGCCUACUUCUGUCUUGCAGGCACGAGCAAGGCUUCUUGAGAGGCUUAGAGGCAUCUCCAUUCCACAAAAUAGACAAGAGGAAGAAACUUCUGGUGUUCCCUGGGAUGACGAGUACUGGGAGGUAGUGGUUGGAAGAAAUUCACUGGAAUCUGGCAGGCAGGUUUCUAGCUCUUUGCGUCAGGCUCAACCUCCAUUAGUUAGCAGAACAAGGGGUACGUCCGUAAGGGGUACCAGACCAGUUAUGGGUUCUUCCGGCACCUCCCUGUAUGAACUUGCAAGCUUCGGUGACUUAGUAGAGCGAAUUCAAUCACAACUUUUAGAUUUUGGUGUAGAAGAAAGCCAUGGAUUUCCAGUUCCACAAUACUGUAUCAGUAGGUCUCCUGGACUUAGCUGCGAUGCCAUUGAUAGCCUUCUUCAUGAAGUUUUCAAAGAAGUUGAGCAUAAUGAUGUUGGAAUGCAAUGUGAUUGUUCUGUAUGUUUGGAGAGUUUUCAAGAAGGAGAUGGACUUCUUCGAUUACUCUGUGGCCAUAGGUUCCAUACUGCUUGCCUGGAGCCAUGGUUGAGGACUUGUGGUGAUUGUCCUUACUGUAGGGCAAGAGUAUAGUUAUGUUGCUUUUCGUAGCAGCAGCAGCAGCAGGAGUAAAUGGAGACAUUUAGGUUUCGUUUGGGAUGACUUUCUUACUGCUUGUUCAAACAGCUUUUUAGUAGUACUAAAAAGCUGUUUGAGGAAACAGUAAGAAAGCUGUCCCAAAUGAAGCCUUAGACUUAUCUUCUUCAUUCCAGUUUUGAAUUAGCUAUUUCAUAUGUUUGCUUGUAACAGCCAACAGUUUCUGCUGUUAAGGAGUGCUGGUAAAGUUGGGCUCAACUUGACUAUAUAGGAAAAAAAUGGAUGUAAACUAUGAUGUGGAUUUAUUUGUGGUUAGUAGAUAUUUUUGUUUCAUAUAUUUAUCAGAAUAUGGAAAGACGGAAUUAGAAGA